Maylandia zebra (zebra mbuna) is the source of this 1997-nucleotide messenger RNA. It is a transcript of the gene nalf1a, whose product is annotated as NALCN channel auxiliary factor 1a. Gene Ontology annotation, molecular function: stretch-activated, monoatomic cation-selective, calcium channel activity. Gene Ontology annotation, cellular component: plasma membrane. NCBI's taxonomy places the organism in Eukaryota, Metazoa, Chordata, Actinopteri, Cichliformes, Cichlidae. The record is from RefSeq and is a predicted model, not a curated record. Gene Ontology annotation, biological process: calcium ion import across plasma membrane.
AGCAUCUCUUAGCGAACAUGGCGGCAACUUGACAACGGCAGCGAGCUGAGGAUGGUGAGGGCUUGAAAAAGAAAAAAAAAGAGGUCUGUCACAGGCUGUAGGCCCAUCCGCCGACACAAAGGCAUACAGCUUCGCCAUGUUGGAAGAGGAUAGCGCCUUUGUCCCUGCACGACCGAGGCCGGGGGAAACGUAAACGCGUCGGGAAGUGUUUCUAAAAACGGAGUCGAGGCUACGCAGAGGAGCGGAGCGGCGCGGCGCGGAGGAGAGCUCGGGGCGGGCGGGCGGGAGGACAGCGGCUUCACCGGUCAGCCAUGGAGGAUGCGGCCCGUGGUCGCCAGCGUUUGAUUUCCCAACCGACCCACGCUCCUUUUAAUGGGAAUUACCGCUGAUAGCAAAGGCAAGCCGGGACAACCCACCGCCCGACACUUGAGGGGAGGAAAACGCGAAGCGGACCCGACGUCAAUGACUGUUGCGGCAGAGGAGCCCCCACGGUGGAGUCGGCCGGUUCCCAAAAUAUGACCAGGGGUGCUGGGACGUGUUGGCAGCAAGAAGAUGACGACGGCUUCCAAAUCUGGCUAGAGCCCCCCCGCGACAACCAAAAGCCAUUCACCGACUCAGAGAGGGCGCAGAGAUGGCGACUGUCCUUGGCAUCCCUCUUGUUCUUAACCAUCCUCCUCUCUGAUCACCUGUGGUUCUGCGCCGAGGCCACGCUGGCCCGGACCCGGGACAAGUUCGCAUCCACCCACCCUUUGUCACCUCAGACAUACUCAGCACACAGCAGCCUCAGAGGAAACCCAGAUGAUAUUUUUAUAGGAAACUCUACCAAACAUUUGUGGCGGCUCGAAACUUGCCACCGGGAUAGUUUAUCUAACGACUGCUUUACUUUCUUGGAUGCCGACGAGUUGUGCAGGGGCCUUUCCGACAGAGAGGGGACGCGGGCUGUAAAUAUGAGCAAUUUGUACCUUUCCUUUUGUAACUCCUACUCCCUGCUGGAUUUGUUGUACGGCUCGACGAGUCCGGACAAUUUGAACUGCAGCCUCGACGCGCUCGGCGACGGCGACGCGAACCGCUGCAGUCUGUGCGUCCAGGCGUACCAGCGCUACGACCAGCACGCCCAGGAGAAAUACGAGGACUUUGAGCUCCUCACUCAAAAAUACGAGCCGGGGGCAUAUUCGGUGAGGACGUGCAUGGAGCAGUGCAAGGCGGCCUAUAAGCCCUGGCUGUGUGCUCAGUAUUUCCCCACCACCCAGCAGUCCUGCCAGAAGAAGGUGCCGUGCCACCAGUACUGCCUGGAGGUCCAGCAGAGCUGUCCGUUCAUCCUGCCCGAUAACGACGACCUGAUCCACGGUGGCAGCCCCAGCUUCAUCUGCACAGGUCUCUUGGGAAACCAUCCAUCAGAUAGUGAGGCGGAGUGCUGCGACGUCCGAUGGGACUCCAAAAUGGACAACCCUUCAGGGGGCACGCUAAAAAGAACUGCUUCUUCCUGCCAGCCCGUGGGGGCUUCGGUCACUUCCGCCGCCACCCCGAGACUGUGCAGCGGGCGACUGAAGAUCUGCCUGCUGGCCCUUGUCCUCCUACACACUGUCAUUAUCAUUUCAGCCUCCCAUAAUUCUUCGUUGGUGGGCGUGGCUGCCAUUUUCUCGCCAGAGGAAAGUGCUUCUAAUGAGGAGUGAACCUUGGGGUUUAAUCAGGGCUGGAGCUUGCGUAGAGCGAUUGUUGACAGGGAGGAAGACGAAGGCUUGUCAUGGCUGCCAGGGACACAGCUGGUGAGAUGUGCUGGAAAUGCCUCCACAAGCCUGCUGCCGAUGAACCGCCAACCACAGGAAGUGGGAAGGUUUUAAUUGGAGCGGAGGGUGCUGGAAUUGGACAUCAACCGGAGAGAGAUGUUUGAGAACCACCACCCCUAAAAGAACUGACCUCUUGCCACUUGAAACCUGCUCAUUGUUUCUAUUCCAUCCAAAUGUUUUCUAGCAUAUUGUCCCCCCCCCCUCCCCCCC